CAUUGCAAUAUUACUAAUUAUAACAUUUUUAGAUAAUAAUAAUAUAUAGACAUGGCAAUGAAAUGGCUGACCCUAGUGCUAACAUUGAUGGUCAUAUUUGAAGGGAAUUUGAUUAUGGCUAAUCUUAUGGAGGUGAAAUGUAUAAAACGUUGCAUGAAAGAUUGCAAAAAAGUUGGCAUUCCCUCUGUUUCCUGCCUCAAAUUCUGUCCACUUCACUGCGUUCCACCACCACCUGUGCUUUCAUCUGAACUCCGCCAUUGCGAUGCUCGAUGCAUUCUUGAUCGUUGUCUUGACUACAAGAAUGAAGAUGAGAAAUUGGAAGGUUGUGCAUCCAAAUGCAAGAACAAUAAAGAUUACUGCUAAGUGUGUUUUACAUCGCAGGAGAUUAAUUAGUACUUCAAUAAUGACGACUAUACUUCAAGUCUUUUGUUUCUGUUAAGUUCUCUUAUAGUAUAAUUUUAAUACAUAAUUAUAAGGUGGAAAAGUACUUAAUAAAAUAAUUAGUUUUUUUU
This is a messenger RNA of Solanum pennellii, 512 nucleotides long. RefSeq names its product protein TAP1-like. The record is from RefSeq and is a predicted model, not a curated record. Bases 52 to 363 code for a protein of 103 amino acids. Lineage: Eukaryota; Viridiplantae; Streptophyta; Magnoliopsida; Solanales; Solanaceae. The transcript has 2 exons.